Messenger RNA from Cloeon dipterum, 18850 nucleotides. RefSeq names its product SAXO downstream of blistered (gene Sdb). Gene Ontology annotation, molecular function: microtubule binding. The record is from RefSeq and is a predicted model, not a curated record. The transcript has 16 exons. Gene Ontology annotation, cellular component: centriole; sperm flagellum; axonemal microtubule. Bases 152 to 18373 code for a protein of 6073 amino acids. Lineage: Eukaryota; Metazoa; Arthropoda; Insecta; Ephemeroptera; Baetidae.
CCGGUGUAUUAUGCUAGGCGUCGAGCCGUCCUACCUCAUAAGAGACUGAGCACUCGGUCGCUACACAUCGGACGCCGGCCGCCUAUUUAAAUUGGCCGAUAGUUCGGUUUUUUUAUUUUAUAAAGUGAGUGGUGCGGAUAAAUGUGCAGCGAUGACAGUGACAAAAAAGAGCGAGGGAUCCGCGGCGCGAAAGAAAAGCGCCGCUAACAAGAUUAGCACCGCAGGUGCCGCAUCCACGAGCCAGGUCGCGACGUCAGCCGCGAGUUCAUCAUCCGUGGUGGUAAAAUCCAGCUCCACGACCGAGGUAGUUGAAAAUGUGGUGGAAGAAGUUUUGCAAGUAAGUCAGACGGAAGAUGUGCAGCGUAAGCGGAAAUUUACCAUCACGGAGAGCAAUGGCAGUGUGCUGGCCGUAGAAUUGGGAGAAGUAAUGGAGAGCAGAGAACUGGCACAGUCGCAGAGUCAAAAUUCGUUUUCUAGCUCGCAAAUUUCUAAUUCGGCCUCGUCGUCCCACCAGAUGAUGGAAUCCGCGAGUUCUAGUUUAAUGGAAUCUCAAUUGAUGGAAUCUAACAGUUCCAACGUGUCGCAGUCGCAAAGCGUGGAAGCGAGCUCGAGCUCACAGAAAAUGUCUAGUUCCAGUUCCCAAAUUCGGGAAUCGCAGUCAAAAGUCACGGAGUCGGCCUCAAUGGUGAGCGAGGCUGCUUCCAGUGUGAUAGAAACAGACGCCAUGGCCUCUAUUAUGGAGGCGGCUUCCUCCCUUCAAUCCAUGAGCAUUUCCGAAUCAAAAUCAAGCAAACGGCAAUCGACCGUUUCAAAAUCUUCCAGUAAAUCAGAGAUGUUUGAAUCGAAUUCUAGCACGGCAAUUAGCGCAGGUGAAGUUCACGCGUAUUCCGCUUUCGAAAGCGCACAGAGUGAAUUUUCUUCCUCGAUGCAGGCGCAACAGUCCUCCAGCAGCCGCAGCGUACAGGACGGCGUCGAGUAUGUGAGCAUCCCUGCUGCAGGGAGGCCGUCUUACCGGCAGGAGGUGGUGAGAAGCAGCUCCAACAAGGAGAUCGUGCAACAGUCCUCGUCCAGCAGCGUGGUUAAGAGCAGCUCCAGCGUCAACGUCACCGAACAGGGCGAGGCCACGAUGCUGUCCUACAGCAGGCCGGCGGCGGGCAUACAGACGGUCAACACCAGCCGCACCACCUACGCCGUAGACAGCGACGCAACUGGAUCCUCCUCCACGUCUGCGGUCAAGACCAGCUCCAGCUCGGAUAACGCUGAGAAGGGCCAGGCGAGAGUCCUAACGUACGACCUGCCUGCGGCCGGAAAGCCGACCGUCAACCGAGGCCCAAGGCCCAACGCCAGCUCGAGCGAUGCUGCCGGCAGCCUCAAAGAAGUGCCCGGCCAGACGAUGCACUACAUCAACAUGGACGAUGGUAGCAGUGUUAAAAUCACUGAAAUCGUGUACCAGCAACCGAUGCAGGCUGCUGGAAAGCCGUCCGUCUCACAGCAAAACAUCCGUGAGCAACGCAAUGCCACCGCCCAAAUCGUUGGCACUGACCUGCAAAAUGUGUCCGUGGAGGAGACAACCGUCUACAAGUCAUUGCCGACAGCAGGAAAGCCGUCUGUUUCUUCAAGAGAUCAGAAGGACCUGUUGUUGCGUCAGCAACAGCAAAAAAGGUCCAACAUUGAAUUCACAGAUGACAGAGGCUCGACUAGCUUCGUCGAAGAACACGCCUAUCAACCUAUGGCUACCGCUGGAAAACCCUCAGUGUCCACGAGGACGAGUCAGUGGAGCCGUGAUCAAAAGGGUGCACAGACCAGGGUUCUAGAGAGCCAACAUGGCAUGGUUGUCGAAGAAUCUACACACUACCAAACGUCAAAAACAUCUACACAAGACCAAAAAAGUUCUGCGAGUUAUGUGGUGGAGGAGGCGGAAUAUAAACCCAUGCCGACCGCUGGAAAGCCGUCAAUGUCCAGAAAUCAACUUUGGGACAGUCAGAAACGAGACUCUGACGGUCAGGAAUCGGUGACCCACCGCUCAAUGCCAACAGCUGGAAAACCGUCUGGUCGAGACGCUAAUAUCGACCUUCAUGACGGUCAAAAAAAGGUGACCACCGAGGAGGUCACGUAUCAGCCAAUGCCUACCGCUGGAAAGCCCUCGAUGUCCAGAAAUCAACUUUGGGACAGUCAGAAACGAGACUCUGACGGUCAGGAGUCGGUGACCCACCACUCAAUGCCAACAGCUGGAAAACCAUCUGGUCGAGACGCUAAUAUCGACCUUCAUGACGGUCAAAAAAAGGUGACCACCGAGGAGGUCACGUAUCAGCCAAUGCCUACCGCUGGAAAGCCCUCGAUGUCCAGAAAUCAACUUUGGGACAGUCAGAAACGAGACUCUGACGGUCAGGAGUCGGUGACUCACCGUUCAAUGCCCACAGCCGGAAAACCAUCUGGGCGAGACGCUAAUAUCGACCUUCAUGACGGUCAAAAAAAGGUGACCAUCGAGGAGGUCACGUAUCAGCCAAUGCCGACCGCUGGAAAGCCGUCGGUUUCGACCAGAACGGUGCAGUACUCUACCUACUCGGACGACGUGUCCAGCGAAUCCCAGCAAAGACACGAAUCCAUCACCAUGGAGCAAAGAACGUCUGUGUCGUCGCACGAAAUCAUGAGCAACACUACCCAGCGCCCAACCCCGACGCCACGAAACCUCGGCGCAACCGACAACGGUGACCAGCAGGUUUUAACCACGGUCGAGAAAAUCAUCUACACGCCGAUGCCGGCGGCUGGAAAGCCGUCCGUCGCAAAGCGUCCGGACGAGAGUCCGAAAACGAAGCCGGCCGCGGGCCGCGCCACGAUGCCGCAGGACGUGCUCAAGGAGCUGAAGAAAAGACAGAGUUCGCAAAAUGUGUUCUCCUCCGACAGCACGACGGUGGAGGAGAAUUACAGCAGCAGCAGUGUCGACAUUUCGAGCACCAACACAAAUAAUACACAGCAGUCCAUAAUUAACGAGACGAUUGUAAUCAGCAGCAACGAGGGUGGUAGCACUCGCGAUGGCUCAAAGGAUUCGAAAUUUAUCGCGUCACAGCAGCAAACAUCGCGAGAUAAGGAGAGCACACGUGGGGUUGCCGAACAAAGUGUCACUAUUGAAGACGUUACAGCAUCUCAUGUGGCCGAAAAUCGGGAACAAAAAGUGGCGAGAGGGAUGGCAGGAGAGAAGAAGAGCAAAACGGAAAAAUACUCCCAGCCCAAAGUCGAGCAGUGCGUUUGUGAAAUCUGCACUUGCGGCCGGCACCAUUGCACACAUGGAGGAGCAAACGAGCCUAUUUUCACUCCAACAAAAGGCGCUGACGUCCCUGCGGACUCGAUUUCACACACGGAAUACAAGGCGUUCAGACCUGAUGAGGUGGACAGACCAAAAAUCAAGAGGCUGGACACCGUCCUGCACCAGGAAGGAGAAAUCGACACAAGCACAACUUCUAAGACCACUUUCGUGCCUAUGCCGUUCGAAAGGCAAAAACCGAUUAAGCGCGAGUCUGAGCUGCACCUGACUGAAGGAGAAAUUGAAUCGGUCUCGGCGUACCGCUCAGAAUUCGACAAAAAACAGGCUGAAAGGCAAAAAGGAUACAAGUAUGAAGACCACUUGCAUCUGGAAGGACCUUUCCAAGGCGUGCCUCAUUUGCGUGAGGACUACAAGCCUGUGGUUGGCGAAAGGGCAGAAGUGCGAAAGUACGAAGAUCACCUUCGGCUCGAAGGUGAAUUUUCGGGCCAGAGUCGAAACAAAGAAGAGUUCAAAGUUGUGCGUGGCGAGCGUGCGGAGAUCCGGCGCCAAGAAGACCACCUUCGGAUGGAGGGACACUUUGAGGGCACCCGCAAGGACGAGUAUUCGGGCGUCAAGGGUGUCCGUUCCGAAAUUAUCAAGCAUCGUGACAAUCUCCACCCUGAGGGCGAAUUCCUUGGCAAAAGGGAAACGCCGGUGCCACAGAGGGGAGAGAGGGCUGACGUGAAACGCCCUGAAGAUAACCUUCGACCUGAGGGCGAGUUCACAAGGCGUAAGGAGGAUGCCGCCCCGGGAAUAGGGGAGCGCGCGCAAAUCAAGAAGCCCGUGGAUAAUUUGCGUCCUGAAGGUGAAUUUACAGGGCGAAGAGAUAACUUUGUACCUGGCAAAGGUGAAAGGGCGCCUGUCAAGAAGCCUGAGGACAAUCUGCGGCCGGAAGGAGACUUCACUGGCCGCAGAGACGAGCCAGGUCCAUUGAAGGGCGAAAGGGCCGCUGUGAAAAUUCCAGCAGACAACCUUCGCCCUGAAGGCGAGUUCACCGGAAAGCGAGAUGAUUACGUGCCAGGAAAAGGUGAAAGGGCGCCCAUGAAGAAACCGACCGACAACCUGCGGCCGGAGGGAGAGUUCACCGGCAGAAAGGAGGAGCCGGCUCCUCUGAAGGGUGAGCGAGCUCCUGUCAAAAAGCCGGUGGACAAUUUGCGUCCUGAAGGCGAAUUCACAGGCAAGAGAGAUAAUGCCGAGCCUGGAAAGGGCGAAAGGGCAGAAGUGAAAAGGCCGAAAGACAACCUUCGUCCCGAAGGAGAUUUUACUGGAAAAAGAGAAGAGCCUGCGCCUCUGAAAGGAGACCGCGCGCCAGUGAAAAAACCAACUGAUAAUCUGAAGCCCGAGGGUGAUUUCAUCGGGAAGAGAGAUAAUAUCGUUCCUGGUAAAGGUGAAAGAGCCGACGUGAAAAAACCUGAGGACCACCUCAAGCCCGAAGGAGAUUUUGUUGAUUUUACCACCUCGAAAGCAGAUUUCACCGGCGAGCUCGUCGAGCGCCCGAAGAUGGUGCGCCGCAACACGUUUACUAAAUUGGAAGGUGAUCUCUCGUUUGAAGAAACCACAAGCAAAAGCGAAUACAAAGCGCACCAAUCGGUUGAGCGCAUUGAGGUCACGCGCCACCGAGAUAAUUUGACUGUUGGCGAAGGACGUUUUGAGCACGUCACGCAAUCCCAGGAAGAUUUUGAUGUAAAAAACACUGGACUUGUGCGUGGAGAACGCAGAAGGACUUGGACCAAACUUGACGGUGAACAAUUCUUUGAGUCCACAAAUGCGACUGCGUUCAAAUCUGUGUCGCGAAAUGAGAAAAGCGAAGUCAUACGGCACGAAGAUAAUUUACGCCUCGAAGGAGAAUUUAUUGACGACCGUCCAAAGAAUGAUUCAAGGCCUCUAAAAGGCGAGAGGGCUGAUGUAAAGCGUCCUGUCGAUCAUUUGAAGCCAGAAGGCGAAUUCGAGGGGAGGCCAAAAGAUGAUUUCACGCCUAAGCGAGGAGAGCGCGCCGAUGUCAGAAAACCCAGAGACAACCUUCACCCAGAAGGUGACUUUGCUAAAAGGGAGCGCGAGUCUCCAAAAAGGGCCGAUCGAGCAACGCCGAUCAAACCGUCCGAUAACCUGAAACCUGAAGGACAGUUUGACAGACCAGAAAAGGAGGCUUAUGCGCCUGGCGAGCGGCAACAGCCAAUCAGACAAAAAGACAACCUGAAGCCCGAGGGCGAGUUCACGAGGAAGGAAAAAGAAUCUCCAAAGCGUGGAGAGAGACCAGGUCCCGUGAAACCAACUGAUAAUUUGCAUCCGGAGGGAGACUUCCAACGGCCUGAGAAGGAAAAAUACUCGCCAGGAGAACGGCAGGCGCCCAUCAGGCAACACGACAAUUUGCGGCCGGAGGGAGACUUUGAGGGCCGCCCUAAAGACGAUUUCACCCCCAAGAGGGGCGAAAGAGCAGAUGUCAGAAGACCUAAGGACAACUUGCAUCCUGAAGGCGAUUUUGCCAAAAGAGAAAAGCCGGUUCCUGCUCGCGGUGACAGGCAAUCCCCGAUCAAACAAAAAGACAAUUUGAAACCUGAAGGUGACUUUGAAGGACGGCCUAAAGACGAUUUCGGCCCCAAACCCGCCAGAGGUGACAGGGCGCCGGUCGUCAUUCAUGAAGAUCACCUGAGAAUGGAGGGUGAAUUUGAUGACUCUUACCGAUCUAGAAAUGAAUACAAUGUUACAAGAGUUGAAAGAACCCAGAUGAUUCGUCAGGAAGACAAUUUGCAUUUACAAGGCGAAUUUGUAGACCAGCGACACAGGGAUGACUAUAGCCACACCCGCGGCGAACGUGCGCCGGUUCGCAAACCAGUAGAUAAUUUGCAUCCUGAAGGAAGCAUCGAGGCUCGGCCUAAAGAUGACUUCUUGCCAAAGCGUGGUGAGCGUGCCGACGUCCGCAAGCCCCAGGACAACCUGCGGCCCGAGGGCGAGUUCACUAAAAGAGAUCGCGAGUCACCCAAACGCGGAGAAAAGCCAACUCCUAUCAAGCCCACCGACAAUCUGCACCCUGAAGGGUCCUUCCAACGACCUGAGAAGGAAGGCUUUACACCUGCAGAGCGUCAGUCGCCUAUCAAGCAUCCAGACAAUCUGCGGCCUGAAGGUGAUUUCCAAGGACGCCCUAGGGAUGAUUUUACGCCAAAACGCGGAGAGCGUGCUGAAGUGAAGCGACCGCACGAUAACCUGCACCCUGAAGGUGACUUUGAAGGACGGCCGAAAAAAGAUUUUGUGCCUGCGCGAGGUGAUCGAGCACCGAUUGUGAAGCACGAGGACCAUCUCAGAAUGGAGGGCGAAUUUGAUGAUACAUAUCGCUCAAGAAACGAGUACAAUGUUACGCGUACUGAGAGAACUCAAAUGAUCCGCCAAGAGGAUAAUUUGCACAUCGAGGGUGAAUAUACAGAUGUCCGCCGAAGAGACGAUUACAGCCACACUGUUGGAGAACGCGCUCCCAUCCGCAAACCAGUUGAUAACCUGCAUCCUGAAGGAGAAUUUCAAACGCCAGAGAAGCAGAAAUACGUGCCUGCGGAAAAACAAACUCCAUAUAAGCAACACGACAAUCUGAAGCCUGAGGGAGCUUUCACCGGCCGCCCGAAAGACGAUUUCACGCCUAAGCGAGGAGAAAGAGCUGACGUAAAACGUCCUGAAGAUAAUCUUCGGCCUGAAGGUGAAUUCACCCGACCUGAAAAGGAAAAGCCGAAACGUGGAGAGAGGCCCACGCCCGUUAAACCAGUUGACAAUCUUCACACAGAGGGCGAUUUCCAAGCGCCAGAAAAACAGAAAUAUGUUCCUGCUGAGCGCCAAGGUCCAUACAAGCAGCAUGACAAUCUUAAACCAGAGGGAGAUUUCGAAGGGCGGCCGAGGGACGAUUUUACUCCCAAGCGCGGAGAAAGAGCCGACGUCAAGCGCCCGCAAGAUAAUCUCAGGCCUGAAGGCGAGUUCACCAGACCUGAAAAGGAGGCCCCGAAACGUGGCGAAAGACCGACUCCUGUUAAGCCCGUUGACAAUUUGUAUACUGAAGGUGAUUUCCAAGAGCCUGAGAAGCCUCGUUAUGUUCCUGCCGAGCGUCAAUCACCCGUCAAGCAGCGGGACAAUCUUAAACCGGAAGGUGAUUUCGAAGGGCGCCCCAAGGACGAUUUUGCACCCAAGCGUGGAGAAAGAGCCGACGUGAAGCGGCCUGAAGACAAUCUCAGACCAGAAGGUGAAUUUACUAGACCUGAAAAGGAGGCCCCCAAGCAUGGUGAGCGACGAACACCCGUCAAACCAACUGACAACCUCCACACUGAAGGCGACUUUGAGGCUCCAGAAAAGCAACGCUAUGUUCCUGCCGAGCGGCAAUCACCUGUAAAACAACGCGACAAUCUCAGACCAGAGGGUGAAUUCACCAGACCUGAAAAGGAGGCUCCAAAACGAGGCGAGAGACCAACCCCCAUUAGGCCGGUUGAUAAUCUCCACACGGAAGGUGAUUUCCAAGCGCCAGAAAAAACCAAGUUCGUUCCUGCUGAGCGGCAGUCGCCCGUAAAGCAGCGUGACAAUCUUAAACCUGAAGGUGAUUUUGAAGGGCGCCCUAAGGAUGACUUCUCACCUAAACGCGGAGAGAGGGCUGACGUGCGGCGACCAGAGGAUAACCUCCGCCCAGAGGGUGAAUUCACCCGACCUGAAAAGGAAAAGCCGAAACGUGGGGAAAGGCCUACGCCCGUUAAGCCAGUCGACAAUCUUUACACAGAGGGAGAAUUCCAAGCGCCAGAAAAACAAAAAUAUGUUCCUGCUGAGCGCCAAGGUCCAUACAAGCAGCAUGACAAUCUUAAACCAGAGGGUGAAUUCACCAGACCUGAAAAGGAAGCUCCCAAGCAUGGCGAGCGACGAACUCCCGUCAAACCUACCGACAACCUCCACACUGAAGGGGAGUUUGUGGCUCCAGAAAAGCAACGUUAUGUUCCUGCCGAGCGACAAUCGCCCGUAAAACAACGUGACAACCUUAAACCAGAGGGUGAAUUCACUCGACCUGAAAAGGAAGCUCCGAAACGAGGUGAAAGGCCCACGCCCGUUAAACCAGUCGACAAUCUUUACACCGAGGGAGAAUUCCAAGCGCCGGAGAAGCAAAAGUAUGUGCCGGCUGAGAGGCAGGGCCCGUAUAAGCAGCACGACAAUCUUAAACCGGAGGGUGAAUUUACCAGACCUGAAAAGGAGGCGCCCAAGCAUGGCGAACGCCGAACACCCGUUAAACCCACUGACAACCUCCACACUGAAGGCGAGUUUGAAGCUCCAGAAAAGCAACGAUUCAUUCCUGCAGAGCGGCAAUCGCCUGUCAAACAGCGUGACAACCUGAAACCCGAGGGAGAUUUCGAAGGGCGUCCCAAGAACGACUUUGCGCCCAAGCGUGGAGAAAGGGCUGACGUGCGGCGCCCGGAGGAUAACCUCCGCCCAGAGGGUGAAUUCACCCGACCUGUAAAGGAAAAACCAAAACGUGGAGAAAGGCCCACGCCCGUUAAACCAGUUGAUAAUCUUUACACAGAAGGCGAUUUCCAAGCGCCCGAGAAGCCCAAAUAUGUGCCUGCUGAGAGGCAGGGUCCGUAUAAGCAGCAUGACAAUCUCAGACCGGAGGGUGAAUUCACCCGACCUGAAAAGGAGGCCCCCAAGCAUGGCGAGAGACGAACACCUGUCAAACCAACUGACAACCUGCACACAGAAGGUGAAUUUGAGGCACCAGAAAAAACCAAGUUCGUUCCUGCUGAGCGACAGUCACCCGUCAAACAACGCGAUAACCUGAAGCCAGAAGGAGAGUUCGAAGGGCGCCCCAAAAAUGACUAUGGGCCAAAGCGCGGAGAUAGAGCUCCAGUCGUCAAGCACGAGGAUCACUUACGCAUGGAGGGUGUAUUCGAUGACACAUACAGAUCUCGAAAUGACUAUCAGGUUACGCGUGUUGAAAAAAGUCAGAUUGUUAGACAUGUCGACAACCUCUAUAUUGAGGGUGAGUUUGAGGGACGCCCCAAGGACGACUUUGCACCCAAGCGCGGAGAAAGGGCUGAUGUGAAGCGACCUGAAGACAAUCUAAGACCAGAGGGUGAAUUCACGAGACCUGAAAAAGAGGCCCCCAAGCAUGGCGAGCGACGAACACCCGUCAAACAACGUGACAACCUUAAACCAGAGGGCGAUUUUGAAGGUCGCCCUAAGGAUGACUUCUCACCUAAACGCGGAGAAAGGGCUGACGUGCGGCGCCCAGAGGAUAACCUCCGCCCAGAGGGUGAAUUCACUAGACCUGAAAAGGAAAAGCCUAAACGUGGAGAAAGGCCCACGCCCGUUAAACCAGUUGAUAAUCUUUACACAGAGGGCGAUUUCCAAGCGCCUGAGAAGCAAAAGUAUGUGCCGGCUGAGAGGCAGGGCCCGUAUAAGCAGCAUGACAAUCUUAAACCAGAGGGUGAAUUCACCAGACCUGAAAAGGAAGCUCCCAAGCAUGGCGAGCGACGAACACCGGUCAAACCAACUGACAAUCUCCACACUGAAGGCGAUUUCGAAGCCCCAGAAAAGCCACGAUUCGUUCCUGCCGAGCGACAAUCGCCUGUCAAACAACGUGACAACCUUAAACCCGAGGGUGAUUUUGAAGGGCGCCCUAAGGAUGACUUCUCACCUAAACGCGGAGAAAGGGCUGACGUGCGGCGCCCAGAGGAUAACCUCCGCCCAGAGGGUGAAUUCACUCGACCUGAGAAGGAAAAGCCGAAACGUGGAGAAAGGCCCACGCCCGUUAAACCAGUUGACAAUCUUUACACCGAAGGAGAAUUCCAAGCGCCGGAGAAGCAAAAGUAUGUGCCGGCUGAGAGGCAGGGCCCGUAUAAGCAGCACGACAAUCUUAAACCGGAGGGAGAAUUCACCAGACCUGAAAAGGAGGCCCCGAAACGUGGUGAGCGACGAACGCCCGUCAAACCAACUGACAAUCUCCGCACAGAAGGUGAAUUUGAUGCACCAGAAAAAAACAAGUUCGUUCCUGCUGAGCGACAGUCGCCCGUGAAACAACGCGACAACCUUAAGCCAGAAGGAGAGUUCGAAGGGCGCCCCAAAAAUGACUAUGGGCCUAAGCGCGGAGAUAGAGCUCCAGUCGUCAUCCACGAAGAUCACCUCAGGAUGGAAGGAGAAUUUGACGACACUUAUAGAUCAAGAAAUGAUUACAAGAUUGUACGUGUUGAAAAAAGUCAAAUUGUGAGACACAUGGACAACCUGUAUCUUGAAGGAGAGUUCCAAUCGCAUGAAAAGCCCAAGUUUGUGCCUGGUGAAAGGCAGUCGCCAGUAAAACAGCGAGAUAACCUGAAACCAGAGGGUGAAUUCACCAGACCUGAAAAAGAGGCCCCCAAACGUGGCGAGCGACGAACGCCCGUCAAACCAACUGACAAUCUCCACACAGAAGGCGAGUUUGAUGCUCCAGAAAAAACCAAGUUCGUUCCUGCUGAGCGGCAGUCGCCCGUUAAACAACGCGAUAACCUUAAACCUGAAGGCGAUUUCGAAGGGCGCCCCAAGGACGAUUUUGCACCCAAGCGUGGAGAAAGAGCCGACGUGAAGCGGCCUGAAGACAAUCUCAGACCAGAAGGUGAAUUUACUAGACCUGAAAAGGAGGCCCCGAAACGUGGCGAGCGAAGAACACCCGUCAAACCAACUGACAACCUCCACACUGAGGGUGAUUUUGAGGCUCCAGAAAAGCCACGCUAUGUUCCUGCCGAGCGGCAAUCACCUGUAAAACAACGCGACAAUCUCAGACCAGAGGGUGAAUUCACCAGACCUGAAAAGGAGGCUCCAAAACGAGGCGAGAGACCAACCCCCGUUAGGCCGGUUGACAAUCUUCACACAGAGGGCGAUUUCCAAGCGCCAGAAAAACAAAAAUAUGUUCCUGCUGAGCGCCAAAGUCCAUACAAGCAGCAUGACAAUCUUAAACCAGAGGGAGAUUUCGAAGGGCGGCCGAGGGACGAUUUUACUCCCAAGCGCGGAGAAAGAGCCGACGUCAAGCGCCCGCAAGAUAAUCUCAGGCCUGAAGGCGAGUUCACCAGACCUGAAAAGGAGGCCCCGAAACGCGGCGAAAGACCGACUCCUGUUAAGCCUGUCGACAAUUUGUAUACUGAAGGCGAUUUCCAAGAGCCUGAGAAGCCUCGUUAUGUUCCUGCCGAGCGUCAAUCACCCGUCAAGCAGCGCGACAAUCUCAGACCCGAAGGUGAAUUUACUAGACCUGAAAAGGAAGCUCCAAAACGCGGCGAGCGACGAACGCCUGUCAAACCAACUGACAACCUCCACACUGAAGGCGACUUCGAGGCUCCAGAAAAGCCACGUUUCGUUCCUGCCGAGCGGCAAUCGCCCGUCAAACAACGCGAUAACCUUAAACCCGAGGGUGAAUUCACCAGACCUGAAAAGGAAGCUCCAAAACGCGGCGAGAGACCAACCCUCGUUAAGCCGGUUGAUAAUCUCUACACGGAAGGUGAUUUCCAAGCACCAGAAAAAACCAAGUUUGUUCCUGCUGAGCGGCAGUCACCCGUCAAGCAGCGUGACAAUCUUAGACCUGAGGGUGAAUUUACCAGACCUGAAAAAGAGGCCCCCAAGCAUGGCGAGCGAAGAACGCCCGUCAAACCGAUUGAUAACCUCCACACUGAAGGUGAGUUUGAGGCCCCAGAAAAGCAACGCUAUGUUCCUGCUGAGCGACAAUCGCCCGUUAAACAACGUGACAACCUUAAACCUGAGGGUGAUUUUGAAGGACGCCCUAAGGACGAUUUCUCACCUAAACGUGGAGAAAGGGCUGACGUGCGGCGUCCAGAGGAUAACCUCCGCCCAGAGGGUGAAUUCACCCGACCUGAAAAGGAAAAGCCAAAACGUGGAGAGCGACCCACGCCUGUAAAACCAGUUGAUAAUCUUUACACUGAAGGAGGUUUCCAAGCGCCAGAAAAACAGAAAUAUGUGCCUGCUGAGCGCCAAGGCCCAUACAAGCAGCAUGACAAUCUUAAACCAGAGGGUGAAUUCACCAGACCUGAAAAGGAAGUUCCCAAGCAUGGGGAGCGACGAACACCGGUCAAACCCACUGACAAUCUCCACACUGAAGGUGAUUUCGAAGCUCCAGAAAAGCCACGAUUCGUUCCUGCCGAGCGACAAUCACCCGUUAAACAACGUGACAACCUUAAACCAGAGGGUGAAUUCACUCGACCUGAAAAGGAAGCUCCGAAACGAGGUGAAAGGCCCACGCCCGUUAAACCAGUCGACAAUCUUUACACCGAGGGAGAAUUCCAAGCGCCGGAGAAGCAAAAGUAUGUGCCGGCUGAGAGGCAGGGCCCGUAUAAGCAGCACGACAAUCUUAAACCGGAGGGAGAAUUUACGAGACCUGAGAAGGAGGUCCCCAAGCAUGGCGAGCGACGAGCGCCCGUCAAACCAACGGACAACCUCCAUACUGAAGGCGACUUUGAGGCACCAGAAAAACCGCGUUUCGUUCCUGCCGAGCGACAAUCACCCGUUAAACAACGUGACAAUCUUAAACCGGAGGGAGAAUUCACCCGACCUGAAAAGGAAGCCCCGAAACGAGGUGAAAGGCCCACGCCCGUUAAACCAGUUGAUAAUCUUUACACCGAAGGAGAAUUCCAAGCGCCGGAGAAGCAAAAGUAUGUGCCGGCUGAGAGGCAGGGCCCGUAUAAGCAGCACGACAAUCUUAAACCGGAGGGAGAAUUCACCAGACCUGAAAAGGAAGCUCCGAAACGCGGCGAAAGACCUACUCCUAUCAAACCUACAGACAACCUGCACACAGAAGGUGAAUUUGAGGCACCAGAAAAAACCAAGUUCGUUCCUGCUGAGCGACAGUCACCCGUCAAACAACGCGAUAACCUGAAGCCAGAAGGAGAGUUCGAAGGGCGCCCCAAAAAUGACUAUGGGCCAAAGCGCGGAGAUAGAGCUCCAGUCGUCAAACACGAGGAUCACUUACGCAUGGAGGGUGAAUUCGAUGACACAUACAGAUCACGAAAUGACUAUCAGAUGACUCGUGUGGAAAAAAGCCAAAUAAUUAGACACCAAGACAACCUAUAUCCGGAAGGGGACUUCCAGCGUCCUGAAAAAACGCAGUAUUCGCCAGCUGAGCGUGUUACUCCAUACAAAGUGCACGACAACCUGCGACCUGAGGGCGAAUUCCAAGGCCGACCGAAGGAUGACUUCACCCCAAAAAGAGGCGAACGUGCCGACGUCAAGAAGCCAAAGGACAACCUGAAACCGGAAGGAGAAUUCGAGCGGCACCCGAAAGAGGCAGCACCAGGUCGUGGCGAAAGAGCCGAAAUUCGUAAGCCGACUGAUAAUCUCAGACCCGAGGGCGAGUUUGAAGUCACUCCGAAAAAGAAAGCACCGACUCGAGGGGAGCGCGCUGACAUUGUGGUUCCGCAAGAUAAUCUGCAGCUAGAGGGAGAGUUUGAUGAUACUUAUCGGUCGCGAAAUGAGUUCAAGGUUGUUCGCGUUGAAAGGAGUCAGAUUGUUAAGCACACUGACAAUCUCCACAUGGAAGGUGACUUCGUGGAUCACCGAUACAGAGACGACUAUAAAACCACAGUUGGAGAACGAGCCGAGGUGAAGAGACCAGUUGAUAAUUUGAAACCCGAGGGCAACUUUGAUGGGAAGCCCAGGGACGACUUCACUCCAAAGAGAGGAGACCGCGCUCCAGUCAAAAAGCCGCAGGAUAACUUGCGACCUGAGGGAGAGUUUGAGACGCCAGAAAAGGCAGGUUACCGUCCAGGAGAGAGACAGAAGCCGAUCCGCCAUGACGAUAACCUGCAUCCUGAAGGUGACUUCUACCGGCCUGAAAAAGGCACUGUCCCGAGAGGGGAGAGGCAGUCGCCAAUAAAGCAUCCGGAUAAUCUCAAGCCUGAGGGAGACUUUGAUAGGCCGUUGAAGGAGUCGGUCGGCCCCGGCCACAGACCGUCGCCAAUAAGACACGCCGAUAACCUGAAGCCAGAGGGCGAAUUUGACAGACCUUCAAAGGAGUCGGUUGGUCCAGGCCACCGCCCUGCGCCAAUUAGGCAUCCGGACAAUCUCAAGCCCGAGGGAGACUUUGAUAGACCUUCAAAGGAGUCGGUUGGCCCUGGCCACCGCCCUUCGCCUAUAAAACAUGCAGACAACCUGAAGCCUGAGGGCGAAUUUGACAGACCAUCGAAGGAGUCAGUUGGUCCAGGUCACCGCCCUUCGCCAAUUAGGCAUCCCGACAAUCUGAAGCCCGAGGGAGACUUUGAUAGGCCGUCAAAAGAGUCGGUUGGCCCUGGCCACCGCCCUUCGCCUAUAAAACAUGCAGACAACCUGAAGCCCGAGGGAGAUUUCGAGAGGCCCGUGAAACAGAUGGCAGAGCCCGGCGAGCGGCAGAGACCCAUUAAGCAGAGGGACAACUUGAAAUUAGAAGGCGAGCACGAGAAACAGCCAAAGCACACAGCGCCACUCAAAGGGGAGCGCGCGGAGGUGAAAAAGCCAAAGGAUAACCUGGCACCCGAGGGAGAGUUCGAAAAGAGACACCGCGAUGACUACAGCGUCGUUCGCGGCGAGAGAGCAGAAAUCGUACACCACAAGACCAAUCUCACAAUGGAAGGUGAAUUUGACGAGACUUCCAGAACUCGAAAUGACUUUAAGGUUGUUCGCGGAGAAAGAGCGGAAAUUGUGCGGCAUGUAGAUAAUUUGAAACAAGAAGGCGUGUAUGAGCCGCAAAGAAGAAACGACUAUGCCACAACGAGAGGAGAGAGAGCCGAAGUGGUCGUUCAUGAAGACCAUUUGAGGAUGGAAGGAGAGUUUGAUGAUUCUUAUAGAUCAAGAAAUGAUUAUGCGGUGAAAAACACCGAAAGGACUGUGCGAAUCGUGCACAAGGAUAACUUGCACGUGGAAGGAGAGUUCAUUGACCACAGUUACAAAAACGAAUACUCUGUCACUCGAGGGGAGCGUGCCGAGAUCAAAAAGCCGCAAGACAAUCUCCAUCCCGAGGGUGACUUCGAAGGACGCAAACCUGAGCAGCGUCCGCUUCGUGGGGAAAGGGCUGAAGUGCGGAUUCCGCAGGACAAUCUCAGACCUGAAGGCGAAUUCGAGAAGCGGCCCAAGGAGGCUCCGGGACGUGGUGAGCGCCAGUCGCCCAUCAAGCAUUCCGACAACCUGAAACCAGAAGGCGAUUUCGAGCGGCCGUCCAAAGCACCGUAUCGGCCGGCAGAGCGGGUAUCGCAGACGAAGCACCCUGACAAUCUCAAGGUGGAAGGCGAGUUCGAGAGACGCCCCAAGGAGACGACCCCCCUCAGAGGCGACCGGGCCGACGUGCAGAGACCCAAGGACAACCUGCAUCCUGAGGGAGAAAUGUCAUAUAGGCCGCGGAACGAGUUCACGGCCACUAAAGGAGAUCGAGCGGAAAUCGUGCACCACGAGGACCAUUUGAGAAUGGAAGGAGAAUUCGAUGAUUCAUACAGAACCAGGAACGAAUUCAGGGUGGUAAAAGGCGAGCGCGCAGUGAUCCAAAGAAGAACAGACACGCUACACAUGGAGGGUGAAUUCGUGGACCACAGCAGGAGGGACGACUUCAAGGUUGUCAGAGGUGAAAGAGCUGAGGUCAAAAGGCCGGUCGACAACCUUCACAUGGAUGGAGAAUUCCAAGAUCGGCCAAAGGAUAAAGCACCGCUCCGUGGAGAGAGAGCCGACGUGAAACGGCCAACAGACAAUCUGAAGACGGAGGGUGAAUUUUACAAACCAGAACGCAACGUGCCCGGCAAGGGUGAACGCCAGUCGCCGAUCAAACACCCCGACAACCUCAAAGUGGAAGGAGACUUUGACCGGCCGGACAAAUCACCAUUCAAGGCUGCUGAAAGACUGAGUCCAGUGAAACACGCGGACAAUUUGAAACCGGAAGGCGACUUCGAGCGCCCUGAAAAGCAGCCGUAUGGACGCGGAGAGCGCCAGUCUCCAAUCAAGCACCCGGACAAUUUGAGAGUGGAGGGCGACUUUGACAGGCCCCACAAGACCCCUGUCGGACAGGGCGAACGCCAAUCUCCCAUUAAACACCCUGACAAUCUGAGAGUGGAGGGUGAUUUCGACCGUCCUGAGAGACAGCCUUACGGGCGAGGAGAGCGUCAGACUCCCAUCAAGCACCCGGACAACCUGAGGGUGGAGGGUGACUUCGAUCGACCUCAGAAGCAGACACCUGGCGUAGGUGAAAGACAAGCACCCAUCAGGCAGAAAGACAACCUUAAGCCUGAGGGUCAUUUCGAAGGUCGACCGCGUGAUGAUAAUGUUCCUAGAGGUGAAAGAGCCGAGGUUAAGAAGCCGCAGGACAACCUGAAACUUGAGGGCGACUUCGCCAGGCGAGAGCAAGCAAGUUCCGUGAGAGGCGAACGGUACGCAACCGUGAAGCACCAAGACAAUCUGAAAUUAGAGGGCGAGUUCGUCGACACCAGAGAGAAAACGACCAGAGUGCUGGUCGGCGAGAGGGCCGAGGUUAAAAAGCCUUCGGACAAUUUGAAAAUAGAGACGGGAACCUUUGAAGGAAAGUCGGUCAAUCGAUCGGCCUUUGACAAAACCACUUCGAUUCGAACCAACGCCGCGUACACCAACGUUACUCGAGCUGAAAGACGCAACCAGAUGAAGUCCUCGAUUUCUUUUGGCGACGACACGCAGUCGACCCAGAGGCGCCAGACCGUCGUCCGAAACGCCGGCGGGCCCGCGGACGCCGUGCCGCAGUCGCACUCGAACGUCACGUCCAACUCAAACACGGAGACGAGAGUGAUGCCGGACGGCAGCAUCGUGACGACAACAAAGCGGUCGUCGACCGUCGAUCGCAGCUCUCAAUCGGCGAUGAGGGACUCCCAGCAGAGGGAAAGCUCAGAAGUGAGGUCGACCCAAAGCCACUUGGCGUCCAGCGACGUCUCGCAAAGCUCCGAACAACGGCAGACCGUGAUUUCGAACAACAGAAAGGCUUCAGCAGUGAACACGAAAGCCAGAUCCGAGAGCUCCUCACAGAUCUUCUCGGCAAUUGGCACGGACACGAGCUCCUCCGUCCGCCGCUCCAGCCAGCAGCAACAGCAGUCCAGCUCGCAAAUCUCCAGCAGCCAAGUCCAAAAGUCCGAACAAAUUUCGAAGAGCGUCCAAUCCUCGCAGGUGUCCAGCAGCGUCCUGCAGUCGGACCAAGUGUCCAGCAGCAUCCACCAAUCCGGACAAACGACAAGGAACGUCCAUCAAUCGGGACAGGCUCUGUCCAGCAGCAUCCAACAAUCUGGACAAGCAACUAAAAGUGUCCAGCAGUCCAGCAACAUCCAACAAUCUGGAAAAACCUCGAGGAGCGUCCAGCAAACAGGACAGUCGGUGUCCAGCAGCACGCGACAGAGUGGACAUCAGCUGAGCACCUCUUCAUCGAUGCAAAACGUCAGCAGUUCGUCCGUCUCUGGCGGCCUGCACCUUUCCGAGUCGAGAAGCCAGCACAACCUGUCCGAGUCAGCGCAGCACCACCGCAAGAGCGUCAUCUCGUCCACUGCAGAGGACGUGAGCAACUCGGUGCUGCACAGGAAGAGCACGGCGCCGUCAAACGAGUCCGUCCACGUGUCGUCCAUGUCGGCGCUGAGCCAGCGCAAGAGCAUCAACAAUCUCACCGAGUCGGCGUCGUCCUGCUACACCAACCAGCAGCAGGCGAACCGCGUCAGCCUGUCCACGCUGCACAGACACUCGAACGAGGUGCGACACGGCGCCUCCGACUCCCGGACGGUGCACCAAGGAGGGCAGCGGGCGGAACGCGUCGUCCGACAAGACAACCUCAGCGUCGGCGGAGGCGCGUUCUACGGCCAGAGCGAGGCCAAGUCGUACGGAAACUUCCAAUCGCAGCAGCAGCAGCAGCAGCGGGUCACGCAGACGUCGCACAGGGGAAAGCAGCUGGCGUCACACAUAGGAUUUGGCGGCAGUGGCUUCGACGGAAACUCGUCCUACAGAAAGGAGUACGUGGUGGUGCACUCGGGAACGUGUCCCGCAGCCCUGCUUGAGACGGAAAAGUCCUCCUACAAGCAUAAGCGAGACACUAAGGAGCACAAAUUCUACGCCCCUAAAUCUGGAAAAUAAUUAAAUGCUUUUGUUAAAAAUUUUAUGAUAUAUAAUGCAACGCACUACUAUUAUGUGCACUUUGAGCCUGCUUCAUAAUAAUAGAAGAUUAAUUUUGUUGAAAAUCGUGCCAAUCUCGAAAACAUCGUUGUAUGUUCUGACAAUCUUUGUUAUGGUAAAAAAGGAGCUUUAAUAAUUAUAACGGAUAUUAAGUCUUCCAGGCUCCUUCUAUCUCGUCACGUUUAGCAAUAAUAAAAAACAUAAUAAGUGAUGUAUCAAAACGAACUAUUUAGAAAAUUAUAAAAUUUGUUGUAGCUUUUUUAAGCAUUUAAUAUUUUAAGUUUUUACUGAUUUAUUAACAACACUUCUCUUUCAUGGGCAUCAACUCGGUUUUAAAUAGAAAAAGGCGCGUGCACCAACAGCACGCAUUUAAUAAAAUGUUAUAAUUACGUGAUGUACUUUAACGUGAAAUAAAAUGCUUUGCCUAACUGAAUCAAA